Molecule: messenger RNA, 1359 nt
Organism: Funneliformis caledonium
Lineage: Eukaryota; Fungi; Glomeromycota; Glomeromycetes; Glomerales; Glomeraceae
Source: the annotation of a GenBank genome assembly
AUGUCAAAGAAAAAUUCCAUAUAUAUCAUAUUGUGGUUUUCAAUUCAAUUAUUAAGUAAAGUAAACUGUCAAACGACUCCUAUUAAUCCAUUAGAACGAAGCAGCCACACCGCUACACUUAUUGAUAGUAAACUAUAUUUCUUAGGCGGUCGAAAUGAUAAGAAAAUUGGAAGUAUUAAAAGUGAAUUUGUUUAUCUUGACGUCUCUGUUCCAUUUAAUACUCAAAAUAUAAUAUUGCAUGACUUACCAAGCAUUAAUACAGUUCCAUCACAUUAUUCUGCUGCAUCUGUUAAGGGUGGUGCAAAUAAUAAAACUUUGUUUUUAUAUGGAGGAAUACCUUAUAAAAGUAAUGAAGUAACAAUGUCUUUAGUUUAUACAUUUGAUACUCAAAGUUAUUCAUGGAGUAUUCCAAAUAUUACAGUUGACAAUGUAAUUAGAAAAGAAAAUUUAAAAGGCAUCGUUGAUGAUAAUGGGAAAUUUUAUUUAUUUGGUGGACGAUUUAAUGGCACUAUUCUAAAUGACAUGCUUAUAUUAGAUACAAUAAGUUUGAAAUGGGAUAUAGGAAGUUCAAUUAAUGCGCCUUCUCCAAGAUGUGUUUAUGGCGCUGUUUAUGUCUCAAAGCAUUACAUUGUUUAUUUAGGUGGUUAUUAUGGCACAUCCAAUAUUGAUGGUGUAUCUUUAUCAUUGAAAGAGAUUUACUACUAUGAUAUGGUUGGUAAUAGGUGGCUUACAAGGGUUACUACUGGUAUAAUUCCUUCUGAUAGAGAUGCUUUUUCUGCUGUUCUUGGAUUGGAUGAACAACAGGUGAUUAUUUUUGGAGGAACUAAUUCUCUUAAUAAUCUCAAACCUCAGGAUACUCUUUAUGUAUUAAAUUUAUUAAAUUAUGAAUGGAGCAUUCCAAAAGUUUCCGGAACAAUUCCGGGUUCUAGAUAUUGGCAUGAAGCAAAUGUAAUUGGAAUAUAUAUGGUUAUAUCAUUUGAAUAUAUAUGGACAAACUAUUUCGAUCCUAUGACCAGUCCUUCAAAAUCAAAUGAUCCCACUCCACCAACUGAAUCAAAUGAUAAAUCCGCUACUGGCACACCAUUAUCUGUUAUAAUUGGUGUAACUAUAGGUACAUGUGUCGUUGUUAUUUCUCUAUUACAUGGAGGCUAUUACCUGUAUAAAUGGCUUAAAAAUAAAACGGAAAAUAUAAGAGCUAUACCAACUCCUGGAAGUGCAGGUGAUAACAAUUUUAAUCAUGAAGCUUUAGCAAUUCCUACCAGAAGUAGUGUCUAUAAUCAUGGCCAAGAAAUAAUUCCAACACAAGAAAACUCUUAUUAUUAUGGAUUGCAAUCGUCAUCGAUACCAAGAAACUACUAG